UUAUGAUGCAACUACCAAAUACCCUGAAUUUCGUAUUUUUCGCAAACCAAACCAGCUAGGGUUUUUAAAUUUAUAUCCAUACGUGCAAUUUCUUGGAGGGAAAGCAAAUCGAUCAUCCGAGUUUGCAAAUGAGGAAUUUUGCCACCGCUAGAAUCCUUUGCAUUUAUCAGGGUAUCGAAUGCCAUUUAUCUCCGGUUGCAACACUGGCAAGAAAGAGCUAUAGUACUUCAGGUCCUAUUAGGUAUAUUCCAGGACGCUUUGCGCAAAUCAAUAAAACCCAGAACUUCCCAUCUUUGCAGGAUUCAGCGAAGAAGGAAGCGCCUAUCACAGGAAACACUUGUUCUGGAUUGUCGAAUUUAGAUUGUAGAGGGCUUCAAAAUGGUCGUUUGAAUGAUGAAAUGUUAAGCCAGUACGACGAGCCAGUACGAGAGCUUUUUGAUACUGGUUAUGAGAACAUGAAUGAACUGCAGACAAGUUCAAAGCAUGAUGCGGAUGGAUUCAGAAAAAUUAGAGAAGAAAUUGAACAGGUGGCAGUGGAUCUACUUGCAGCAAGAGCAAUGACUGCAAUUGAGCUGAGAAGGAAACUACAUGGAAAGAAGUAUCCUUCUGCCAUUGUAGAAUCCAUUGUAGCUGAUUUCAAGUCUAGGGGGUUGCUGAAUGAUAGCAUGUAUGCGGAAGCGUUCACCCGUUCGCGAUGGCUUUCAUCGACAUGGGGUCCAAGAAGGAUAAAACAAGCUUUACUUCAAAAAGGGGUUAGCGAGAUGGAAACUGAGAGAGCAAGGAAAGAGGUGUUUGAGCAGGAGGAUGAUCCUGGAAGUGAUGGCCAAGAUACGCAGCUUGGUAUGUGCAAGCUUUCAAUGGACCAUCUCUUUCUUCAGGCCUCAAAACAGUGGCUGAGAAGUCGGAACACAGUCGUCGACAAUCGAAGGGCUAGGAUUGUAAGGUGGCUCCAAUAUCGUGGCUUUGAUUGGGGAGUCACAAACUACAUACUUAAGAAGCUGGAAUCUCAAUAUCCCUCAUGAGGGCGUAAAAUAUUACACUGAGAUUGUUCAUCUCUUGCCUCCUGCAUUACGAGACAGGUUUUUCAGUUUUCUUUGGUUAUAUCUAUCUUGUUAUUAUUU
Dendrobium catenatum is the source of this 1121-nucleotide messenger RNA. RefSeq lists its product as uncharacterized. The record is from RefSeq and is a predicted model, not a curated record. The coding region runs from base 129 to 1022 and encodes 297 amino acids. Gene Ontology annotation, biological process: regulation of DNA repair. NCBI's taxonomy places the organism in Eukaryota, Viridiplantae, Streptophyta, Magnoliopsida, Asparagales, Orchidaceae. The transcript has 6 exons.